UUCUUCCUGUUUCUCUUCCAGAGCCCCAGCUCAAAGGCAUCAUCACAAAGCUUUUCUGCCGUCAGGGUUUCUAUCUCCAGGCCAAUCCAGAUGGAAGUAUCAAUGGGACACGAGAGGAUACCAGCUCAUUCACCCAGUUUAACCUGAUCCCUGUGGGUCUCCGUGUGGUCACUAUCCAGAGCACCAAACUGGGGCAUUAUGUAGCCAUGAAUUCGGAAGGGCUACUCUACAGCUCGCCACACUUUACAGCAGAGUGUCGCUUUAAGGAGUGUGUCUUUGAGAAUUAUUAUGUCCUCUACGCCUCUGCCCUCUACCGCCAGCGUCGUUCAGGCAGAGCCUGGUAUUUGGGUAUGGACAAGGAGGGCCAAGUCAUGAAGGGAAAUAGAGUCAAGAAGACCAAAGCGGCUGCCCACUUUGUGCCCAAGCUCCUUGAAGUGGCCAUGUACCGGGAACCUUCCCUGCACAACGUACCGGAAACAUCUCCUGCAAAUGACAAGCCUCCAGCCCCCUUACCUCCUGAAACAUAA
Messenger RNA from Gracilinanus agilis (Agile Gracile Mouse Opossum), 527 nucleotides. Its product is annotated as fibroblast growth factor 11-like. Gene Ontology annotation, molecular function: growth factor activity; fibroblast growth factor receptor binding. Lineage: Eukaryota; Metazoa; Chordata; Mammalia; Didelphimorphia; Didelphidae. Gene Ontology annotation, biological process: regulation of cell migration; fibroblast growth factor receptor signaling pathway; positive regulation of protein phosphorylation. The transcript is spliced from 4 exons. The record is from RefSeq and is a predicted model, not a curated record. Gene Ontology annotation, cellular component: cytoplasm. The annotation marks the transcript as partial.